AUGGAGUGGGUGCUGGCGGAUACGCUGCUCUCGCAGAGCCGGGACCCUCGGGUCCUGCUUGGGGCGCUGUGCUGCGAGGAGGCGUCCGCGGAGCGCGUGGAGACGCUGCGCUUUCUUCUACAGCGACUGGAGGACGAGGAGGCGCGCGGCGGUGGCGCGGGCGCGCUCCCGGAGGCGGCGCGCGAGGUCGCCGCCGGGUACCUGGUGCCGCUGCUGCGGGGCCUGCGCGGGCUGGUCGCCCCCGGGGCGCCCGAGGGCCCGGGCCGAGUCGGGCCGAAGCUGCUGGUGCUGAGCGCCCUGGCGGAGAAGCUGCUGCCCGAGCCUGGCGCGGAGCGCGCCACCGCGGCGCGCGAGGCGGACCCGGACGCCCGGCGCAGCUGGCGCUUCUGGAGGACGGUGCAGGCGGGGCUGACCCGGGCCGAGGACGCCCUGACGCGCAAGCGGGCGCGCUACCUGCUGCAGCGGGCGGUGGAGGUGUCGGCGGAGCUGGGGACCGACUGCGCGUGCGCCCCCCAGGAAGGAACCGGCCCAAGUCUGUUUUGGUGGUCUGAGAAGAAAAAAGAUGAGCUUCUAAAGUUUUGGGAAAACUAUAUAUUAAUUAUGGAAACUCUUGAAGGAAAUCAGAUACAUGUUAUAAAGCCAGUUUUACCAAAGCUAAACAAUCUGUUUGAAUAUGCAGUGUCAGAGGAAAAUGGAUGUUGGCUCUUUCACCCAUCCUGGCAUCUGUGUAUUUAUAAAAGAAUGUUUGAAAGUGAAAAUAAAAUCCUGACCAAAGAAGGCAUUACCAGUUUUUUGGAGCUCUAUGAAACAAGGGUUCUUCCAUUUUCAGCAGAAUUUUCUGAGUUUAUUAUUGGGGCAUUAAUGGAUGCACUUUCACAGAGCUCUCUAUACAGCAGGUCCCCAGGCCAGCUGAUAGGAAGUGGUUCUCCACUGGGAUUGAAAUUACAGAAGUUCUUAGUCACUUACAUUUCUCUUCUUCCAGAAGAAAUAAAGAGUAGUUUCCUGUUAAAGUUUAUUCAGAAGAUGACGAGCCGACAUUGGUGUGCUGUUCCCAUUUUGUUUCUAUCUAAGGCUUUGGCAAAUAUCCCAAGAUGUAAAGCCCUGGGUAUAGAAGGGCUUCUUGCCCUGAGGGACGUUCUUCAGUGCACCAUGAUCACACAUCAGAUCCUGCUGCGAGGGGCAGCGCAGUGCUAUCUUCUUCAGACGGCCAUGAAUCUGGUAGACGUGGAGAAAGUGUCCCUCUCUGAUGUCUCAUCUCUUGUCAUGUCACUGAGACAAGAGGAGUCCUUCGGACGAGGAACUUCACUGUGGACAGAGCUCUGUGAUUGGUUGCGUGUUAAUGAAAGCUGUUUUAGGCGACCCUCAACUUGUAGCUCCAUUGGACUUCACGAGACAUCCUCUUUAAAUGCUUAUGUAAAGAACCUAGUCCAAGAGUAUAUUAAGUCACCUGCCUGGGGAGGAGGCGAAAACUGCUGUAUGCCUGAUUGGCUCGAAGCCAAGCUUGUUGCUGUGAUGGUCUUGCUGGCCAUAGAUGUGGAAGGAAUGAAGAGUCAAUAUAGUGAAAAGCGGAGGACACAGAAUGUAUUAAGGAUAUUCUUAGAUCCUCUCCUGGAUGCCCUUGUGAAGUUUGGUACAAAUGCCUACAUGCCCUUGCUGAAAACUGACAGAUGCCUGCAGUUGCUGUUGAAGUUACUGCACACUUGCUUGUUGAAAGGUUCCGGUACCCAAGAUGACGAGGUGUUUACUCUACUUCAGAACUUUGUCAUGUCUACCACAGAGAGCGUUUCGGAAUUUAUUCUCAGAAGACUUACUAUGAAGGAACUAAGUAGUGUUUCAGAUCUGGAUCGUUGCCAUUUGUACCUGAUGGUAUUAACUGAACUUACAAAUCUCCACCUGAAGGUUGGCUGGAAAAGAGGCAACCCUAUUUGGAGAGUUAUUUCUCCUUUGAAAAACGCAUCCAUUCGGCAUCUUCAAGAGAUGGACCGUGGACAGGAACCGACACUGGGUAGACAGAUUCAGAGAGUUGUUAGUAUGGCUGCCCUGGCCAUGGUGUGUGAGGCCAUUGACCAGAAGCCAGAGCUACAGCUGGACUCUCAGGAUGCGGGAGCCACAGAAAGGUUCCUCUCCUCUCUCCAGCUCAAUCAGACGCUGCAGAAGCCCCACACAGAGGAGGACAGCAGGUGUGUUCACCCCUUGGAGUGUCUCAGUUUUUUUGAAGAGUCAUCAUCUUCCCAAGGAUGGGGGAGAAUAGUUGCACAAUAUAUUCAUGAUCAGUGGGUCUGCCUCUCUUUCUUGUUGAAAAAAUAUCACACCCUUAUACCAGCCUCAGAGGAUGAAAUUCUGGAACCCAUUCUACCUGCUGUGCAAAUGCCGAUAAGGACUUUGCAGUCCGCACUAGAAGCCCUCACAAUUCUCCCUUCGGAUCAAGUUUUACCUGUGUUCCACUGCAUGAAAAUUUUGGUUCCCAAGCUUCUGACCUCCUCUGAAUCUCUCUGCGUAGUGUCUUUUGACAUGGCUUGGAAAAUCAUAGCUGCUUUAAGCAACACUCAGCUGAUAUUCUGGUCUAACUUAAAAGCUUUUGUUCAGUUUGUGUUUGAUCCCAAAGUUCUUAGCAUCGCUGCAAAAAUCAAGGGCCAGGCAUAUUUCAAAAUCAAAGAGAUUAUGUACAGGAUAAUUGAAAUGUCUGCUAUAAAAACUGGAGUCUUCAAUAUAUUGAUAAGUUAUUGCUGCAAAUCUUGGAUCGUUUCUGCUUCAAAUGUGUCCUUAUCUACUGCUACAAAUUACAGCGAACUUGUCCUUGAGGCGUGUAUAUUUGGAACAGUGUUUCGGCGUGAUCAAAGACUUAUUCAGGAUGUACAGACCUUCAUAGAAAACCUUGGGCAUGAGUGUGCAGCGAACAUGGUUAUUGAAAAUCCUAAAAGAGAGGACCAUUAUGUGAGAAUUUGUGCUGUCAAAUUCCUGUGUUUAUUAGAUGGCUCAAAUAUGUCUCAUAAGUUGUUUAUGGAAGAUCUUGCAAUCAAGCUAUUAGAAAAAGAUGAAUUGGUGUCCAAGUCAAGAACUCGAUACUAUGUGAAUUCUCAACAACAUAGAGUGAAAAACCGAAUGUGGCAGACUCUGCUUGUACUUUUCCCCAGAUUCGAUCAGAAUUUCUUGAAUAGAAUUAUUGACAAGAUUUUCCAGGCUGGUUUCAUCAAUAAUCAAGCAUCCAUAAAAUAUUUUAUAGAAUGGAUCAUUAUAUUGAUUCUUCAUAAAUUCCCUCAAUUUCUUCCGAAGUUCUGGGACUGUUUUUCUUACGCUGAAGAAAACCUUAAAACAAGCAUUUGUACGUUUUUAUCAGUUUUGUCGCAUUUGGACAUCAUUACUGAAAAUAUUCCAGAGAAGAAACUAAUUCUGAAGCAAGCCCUUAUUAUCGUACUGCACUGGUGUUUUAAUCACAAUUUUAGCGUUCGACUGUACGCCUUGGUUGCUCUUAAGAAAAUCUGGAGCAUGUGUAAGACAUUGCACGUUGAAGAACUUGAUGCUUUGACUUCCAUUAUUGAAUCCAGUCUGAAUCAAGUGGAAAACAUGCAUGGAGCAGGGAACGCAAAGAAGAAUUGGCAACGGAUCCAGGAGCAUUUCUUUUUUGCAGCGUUCCACCCACUUAAGGACUACUGUCUGGAGACCAUAUUUUACAUCCUUCCACGCCUUUCCGGCCUUGUUGAGGACGAAUGGAUCGCCAUUGGUAAAUUUACCAGGUUCACUGACAUUCCUUUAGAUGCAAGAUUUCAGUGGUACCUUUCUCCAACUCAACUCUGUGAACUAAAACCAGGUGACUGGUCCCAGCAGGACAUAGGUUCUCACUCAGGCGAAGCAGAUAACGAGUCAGAGUGGAGUGAUGUUCAGAAGAAGAUUAUCCCAUGGAGAAACAAUGUUCCCGACUUAGACCUGGAGCUGGUAUUUCAGGAUCGUGCGGCCAAACUUGGGAAGUCACUCAGCAGACUGAUUGUAGUGGCCUCACUCGUUGACAAACCAACCAACUUAGGAGGGCUGUGCCGGACCUGUGAGGUGUUCGGGGCCUCGGUGCUCGUGGUUGGCAGCCUUCAGUGCACCAGAGACAAGCAGUUUCAGCACCUCAGCGUUUCAGCAGAACAGUGGCUUCCUUUAGUGGAGGUAAAACCACCUCAGCUGACCGAUUAUCUGCAACAGAAAAAAGCAGAAGGUUACACCAUCGUGGGUGUGGAACAGACGGUGAAAAGUUUAGACCUAACCCAGUACUGCUUCCCUGAGAAGUCUCUACUCUUGUUGGGAAAUGAACGGGAAGGAAUUCCAGCAAAUCUGAUCCAGCAACUGGACGUGUGUGUGGAAAUUCCUCAACAGGGCAUCAUCCGCUCCCUCAACGUCCACGUGAGUGGAGCUCUGCUCAUCUGGGAAUACACCAGGCAGCAGCUGCUAAAGCAGGGGGACCCUGGGUCCUGA
This is a messenger RNA of Lipotes vexillifer (Yangtze River dolphin), 4455 nucleotides long. It is a transcript of the gene TARBP1, whose product is annotated as tRNA guanosine 2 -O-methyltransferase TARBP1. The coding region runs from base 1 to 4455 and encodes 1484 amino acids. Gene Ontology annotation, molecular function: tRNA (guanine) methyltransferase activity; RNA binding. NCBI's taxonomy places the organism in Eukaryota, Metazoa, Chordata, Mammalia, Artiodactyla, Lipotidae. The record is from RefSeq and is a predicted model, not a curated record. Gene Ontology annotation, biological process: tRNA methylation. The transcript is spliced from 31 exons.